CCCAGCAAGCUUUGCUUCAGCAGUGUGUGUUUGAGGCUGUGAUACAAUUUUCUUGAGCUUUUCAUAGUUAGUAACAUUGUCACGAAUCCUGUGGUCUCACAAUGAAGGAUGUUACAGGAUUUCUCAAACAGCAGCAGAGUAAAAGCAGCUCUCCUGAACUGGCUGCAGAAUGGCACACGUUGGAGGAACUCUACAACAAGAAGCUGUGGCACCAGCUGACCCUCAAACUCACAGAUUUUGUCCAGGACCCCUGUUUUGCUUCAGGAGAAGGCCUAAUCAAGCUGUAUGAAAACUUUCUUAGUGACUUUGAGCACAGAAUCAAUCCACUAUCCCUUAUGGAAAUUAUUCUCCAUGUAGCAAGACAAAUGACAGAUCCAAAUGUUGCCAUAUCAUUUCUUGAAAAGACCAGGGAAAAGGUCAAGAGCAGUGAUGAAGCAGUGAUUCUUUGCAAGACGACCAUUGGCAGUCUCAAGUUAGAAAUAAACGACCUGCCGGCAACAAAGAAAUUGAUUGAAGAGGUUGAGGAGAUGCUCAAUAACCUUCCUGGGGUGACGUCAGUCCACGGGCGAUUCUAUGAUCUCUCCAGCAAAUAUUACCGCAUCAUAGGAAACCACGCCUCCUACUACAAAGACGCUUUGCGCUACUUGGGCUGUGUGGAUGCAAAAGACAUACCAGAGGCAGAGCAGCAGGAAAGAGCCUUUACUCUGGGACUGGCUGGCCUGUUAGGGGAGGGCGUGUACAAUUUCGGAGAGCUUUUAAUGCAUCCCGUGUUGGAAUCCCUGAGGAGCACAGAUAAACAAUGGUUAAUAGACACUCUUUAUGCUUUCAAUAGUGGAAACGUGGAAACGUUUCAGUCUUUCAAGACUGCAUGGGGACAACAGCCUGACCUUGCAGCUAAAGAGUCAAGUCUGAUGCAAAAGAUCCAACUUCUCUGUCUCAUGGAGAUGACUUUUACUCGUCCAGCCAACCACAGGCAGCUAACCUUUCAAGAAAUUGCCUUGAGUGCUAAGGUUCCAGUAAAUGAGGUGGAGUUGCUGGUGAUGAAGGCCCUGUCUGUUGGUCUGAUAAAGGGCAACAUUGAUGAGGUAGACCAGAGAGUUCACAUGACCUGGGUACAGCCAAGGGUACUGGAUCUACAACAGAUUAAGGGAAUGAAUGAUCGCUUGGACCUCUGGUGUGGAGAUGUUAAAAAUACAGCCAUGCUGGUGGAACAUCAAGCACAUGACAUCCUGACAUAAACCUGCUGUCAGCUCUGUAAAGAUCUGUGGUGUUAUUGUUAAAACAGAGUGUUGUAUAAUUUAACUUGGGAUGUUUUUAAACUGUCUGAAAUUGUAAUACUGGUGAGACUCCUAUAUAUGUUUCAGAACAGUGACUGUAAAACAUACAUGACAGUAGCACUCGACACAAUGGAAAUUCUUCCUUUUUUAUAUAUACUAUUUGGGGUGCCAUAUGUUUUUAUGGCUGUUUUUAAAAUAUGUUUUAAAUUUCACUUUUUUUUUUUUUAAUUACCAGUUUUUAUUAUUUAUUUUGUAUAAAGCAUAUUUCCAGUAAUACUGUACUUUGCUCAUCCUAGUCAAUAAAAUAAGCCCUAAACAGUGUGGUACCUAAUUUAUUUUGUCAGGAUAGUUUUUGUUCAACUCUCAAAUGAGACUAGCUUUAUUGCAAGCGAUAAGAUUUUUAUAAACAAAAUGAUAUGUUCGUAUGAGAGCCCAUUUGUUUUCAGCCCCAUUGAAAGCAUUGAUCCCACUGUCACCUCUCUGAGCAGUCUCAUACAGGUCUACAGUGUAGAGAUCUCUUCCUACAGAAGCAGUUUGUUUGGAAAAAUGUCUUGGGAGGACGCACACACUGUUCAGAAAUGGUAGGAGAAAAAAAUAGAUUUUUACUGAUGGUUUUUUUAAUUUUUUUUUUUUUUAAAUCUAGAAAUUGGCCAUUGGCGAUAUAACCAGCCUUGCUUCCAUGCUGUAGUAGAAUACAUUUUAAUAUUUUUGUAUUGUUUUAAACGUAAGCAACAAACUGAGUGAGACAGUCAGAUACUGGUCUUAGCUGAUUUUUUUCCUCCUGCCAAUAUCUUGACAAGUGUUGCUAGUGGUUUGACAGAAACAGGUCUGUGACUAUAAUUGUGCUACCUUUGUCUUUGACCAACAAACUGUCGCCCUCAAGAAACGCUUUUGAAAUGCAAAUAAAAGAAUAGGAGUGUGUU
Molecule: messenger RNA, 2200 nt
Organism: Polyodon spathula (Mississippi paddlefish)
Lineage: Eukaryota; Metazoa; Chordata; Actinopteri; Acipenseriformes; Polyodontidae
Product: 26S proteasome non-ATPase regulatory subunit 13
Exons: 13
Coding region: 102-1238 (378 amino acids)
Biological process (GO): ubiquitin-dependent protein catabolic process
Cellular component (GO): proteasome regulatory particle, lid subcomplex; cytosol; nucleus
Molecular function (GO): structural molecule activity
Source: RefSeq, a predicted model, not a curated record